UACCUGGUAAUACAACAUGGCGGACUUCAAGUUCAACUUUUCGUCCGAAGACAGCGACGAAGAGAGAGAUGCUUCUCCGCCAGGGAGUCGUUUAGAGAUAUCGUGCGAAUCGUCAAUUGUACGCAAAGCAAAGGAAAUUCUAAUCCAAUCUAAUCUUUCUGCGUAUCUGCCAUCAGACGUGGAAGAAAUUCCCAUAAGCGGUGGCAACUUGUGCAUAAAACAUGUGAGCGAUUCGAACGUGGAAGAGAAUCUGAAAGACAGGCAGGACGUUUCUGGUCACGAUAUUCUAACAGCUGCUGAAAAUGGCACGGACUUGAUUCCUUUGGUGUACGAAGGAGGGCUCAAAAUAUGGGAAUGCAGUAUUGAUUUGGUGGAAUAUUUGUUGGAAAGUAGAAUGAACUUUCAUGGAAAGCUUGUAAUGGAAAUAGGGUGCGGUGCUGGGUUACCGGGAAUAUAUGCUCUUCUACAAGGGGCUGAAGUUCAUUUUCAAGACUACAACGACGACGUUAUCGAAUAUGUAACGAUUCCUAAUGUAUUGGCGAACCUUGCACAGCAACAGAAACAAUGCCAAUCAGAGACAUCAUCGUUUGACCUUCUGGAAACCGCGCGAAAAUGUUGUCGUUUCUUUUCUGGAGACUGGGGUAGUGUGGUAGAUUUUAUCAAUCCAGGACAAGUUAAAGAAAUGAUGUAUGAUGUAAUUCUAACUUCAGAAACAAUUUAUGCAGUGGAAUCCCACGUCAAGUUGUACAAUGUUAUCAAGAGACAUUUGAAGGAACCUAACGGUAUUGCCUACGUGGCGGCGAAAACACAUUACUUUGGUGUUGGUGGAGGGACAAGGAGUUUUGAGAAGCUGGUUAAAAUGGAUGGCGUGUUUGAUGUUUCAGUGCGUAAAGUGUAUACUGAUGGUGUACAGCGAGAAAUUUUAUGUAUGAAGUACCUGUGAACAUGGGAACAACCCAAUAGCAGGACUCUAAAAAAGAUGACAAUAAUAGAUAUAAAAAGACAAUAAAGAUGGUCUCUGUUUAUCCAUAGUUGUGCACAGGUAUCGCAAGUUAAAGAUGAUUUCCAGUCCCUACUGCGCACACUCGAGAGUUUGUUUACGAUCUUUGUUUUGUUUCAUGUAUGACAUCACAAAAUGCAAACAUUUCUCAACUACUUAAGUAAAUUCAGUUUCAUGUCUAGUCAAACACCAUUAUGGAUGCGAAGCUUUAUGCUUCAUUCUUUCUCAUAUCACUUGAUGAAACAACUUUGCAGCUGUAAAAAUCAAUGGAGCAGUUGAAAAAAGAAUUUGAAAGACCAUUAAGAGAAUCAGGUAUGUGGUUCAUAAUGAAAAACAUCGAUUUGCAUCCCAUCGAGUGAGAUUUUUUAUGUUUAUAAACAUUAGGAUGCUGAGACUGUACAGCACAGACUGGAAACCAUCUUUAACUGGGAAAAACAAACAAUAUGUGAGACAGCUAACGUUGUUCCCAGGCUCUCUCUUCUUUGCCUUCCAAAAGAGAGAGAGCCUGGGAAUGAGGCUGUGUGUCAAUGAGAGUUUGUACUGGAAUGUAACGAUUGAAAGCUUGAAAUAUAGGCAAAGGAAGAGCAAAAAUAGCUUGUGUGUUUUACAAGUGUUUCUGUGGCCUCCUUGGCCUCCUUGGCCUCCUUUGCAGCUAGUCAUUUUUUGGGCAGACUCUUGGCUUUUCAUGGACGAGCCAUAAGAAGGUCUGUGUAUGAGGCUACUGUUCCCUGGGGUUUUGGACAAUUUCACUGAAAGCGAUUACAGUGAGAUCUAAUUCACUUUUUUUCAAUCCUCAUAUCUGCUCAUUGACACGAACUUGGGUAAAACAGCCGAUAUGAAUUCUUUGUCGGCUGUCAUCUGACUACAGUUAUGACCCUGUUACGGUUAUGCCAAAAACAACGUUUUCCCUCCUGGCUCUUGAGAUUAAGGUGAUUCCUCAGAAAUAAAGUCCUCGAACGAUUUUUUUGAAACUUUCCCAGGAUGUUCCUUACCAAGCACUGUUUCGAAAAAUAUAUUAAAAAUGAUAGUUCACCAUGCUUGCAAA
This is a messenger RNA of Orbicella faveolata, 2045 nucleotides long. Its product is annotated as histidine protein methyltransferase 1 homolog. The record is from RefSeq and is a predicted model, not a curated record. Gene Ontology annotation, cellular component: nucleus. Gene Ontology annotation, molecular function: protein-L-histidine N-tele-methyltransferase activity. NCBI's taxonomy places the organism in Eukaryota, Metazoa, Cnidaria, Anthozoa, Scleractinia, Merulinidae. Gene Ontology annotation, biological process: peptidyl-histidine methylation, to form tele-methylhistidine.